AAAUGUAAAAGUUAUACCUAUUUAUUUUACAAGUUUGAAGUGAACGACUCAAAAGUUUGGGAUUACGACCCUAUCAUGAUCAGUAGAUCUCCAAUCUAGACGUUCUUUCAAACUUUGUAAUCUAGAGUCUGAAUUAAAUUGAUCAAGUCUAUGCAUAAGAGUAUUUAGAGCUCAAGAAAAUGAGCACUAUUAAAGUCGAUGUGCAGUGGUCUCCUGUAGAUGAUGACAUUUUCACAACAUAUGGAGCAGCAAUUUGCCUUUAUAAAGCAAAAGAAAAAAAUGGGACAUAUGAAGUUUUUUACCAAGACAGUAGAACUAAUUAUGAGAACACAAAAAUAAUACAGUUGGCAACCAAUUCAGAAUUACAGUUUAUGAAGUGUGUAGCCUGGUGUCCACGAAGAGAUUCAAAAAAUAUUUUUGCUGUUGCUCAGACUAGUGGUAGAAUUAGUUUUAUUGGACUUGAUCAUAAUGUCAUGGAUGAUUUGAUUGGAAAAGAAUUCAAUGUGAGAUACAGUCGACAAUGUAAUUAUUUAGCAUGGAACCCAGUCGAGACACAUCUGCUUGCACAAGGAUUAGAAAGAGGAAGAAGUGAACCUUGUGUUUUGAUCUGGGAUAUUAACAGUUCUAACAACAAUGAGGUCGGGGAGAGGUCUAGAUACAGCUUCAGUGAAGGGCCUAUCACUAAACCAGCUCAUGAAUUAGGGUCUGGUGAAGCUAGUGCUUCUUUUGCUUGGUCUGACUCCAAGACAUUCCUAGUUGGCAUGGCAAACAAGCACAUACGUCUUUAUGAUUUGAGAGAUACAAACAAGCCACAUAUGAAUGUUCAGCAUCGCUGUGUAGCUGGAAUUUGUAUUGAACCAACACAAAAACAAAGAAUUGCAUCAUUUCAUGAGAAUCAUAUUGCAAUUUGGGACUUAAGAAGCUUUGAUAGACCUAUCAACACUAUCACAGAAAGUAAAAAUGUUGUCAAACUGAGCUGGUGUCCCAUCAAGAAUGGGAUAUUGUCUGUUCUGACCAAGGAGAGUCCAUUUGUCAAACUUCAUGAUAUCCGACAUUCAGUGUUUGGUUCUGAUGAAUUAGAGCAAGCAUCUGUGGAAAGAAAUGUUCAACCUUUUGGCAAGUCUAACCUUUCAUCAUUUUGCUGGCAUCCACGGCAUGAAAACCGACUGUUAGCUGUAUUACCUAAUGGCAACCUGAGAGACAUGACUGUUUAUGAGCGUAUUCCAAUGGAAUGGUCUACCAAUCUAGAACUGACGAUGCCAUUCACUAAAGAAAUUAUUCAUCAUUUUGAGGAGAAGGGAACAGAGAAGGAUAUUUCAACAGUCAUGAGAAAAAGGCUGUCUCAAAAUUAUGGUCUAAAUGCCCACAGCAUUGAAAGUAACAUGAAAGCAGUCAAAGAUGAACCUACUCUGCUGGGACUGUGGCGUUGGAUUCUCAAUGUAAAAGUCUUGACAGAUGCACAAGUAGCUAGCAGCUGUAAAUACCACAUCCCACCAGCCACUGGGAUCAUCUCCCUUCUGCACAUGGACAAAGAGGAGGUAUUGUUGAACAGUGAGCCAGUAGGUGUCCACUGGAAGGCUUCGGAGAGUGUGAAAUAUUCUAAAAGGACACAUUACAGGAGUAAUGAAAGAAUAAUGGCCUUACAGCUAUGUGGCUGGGUACCUGACCAUCCAAAAGAGGAUUUUGAUGGAUUUAUUGAAAGCCUUGUCAGAGGUGGUAAUCCGGAAAGAGCUUCUGCAAUAGCAUUGUUUUAUCUUCACAUCAAAAGAGCGUUAGACAUUUUAAGCAAAUGUGCAAUGAGCUCUGAUCAAGGUGAAGGUAAACCAAGUUUGCAAGCUGUUGCCAUGGCUCUGUCUGGAUUCACUGAAGAUCCAAAUGCUUUGUGGAGGAGAACAUGUGGCACACUCAGAUAUCAACUUGAGAACCCCUACUUGAGGGCCAUGUUUGCUUUCCUAGCUUGUGAGGAAGAUAAUUAUGAGGAUGUUUUGAAUGAAGAAGUUAUGUCAGUUGAAGAUAGAAUUGCAUUUGCUCUCAUUUACUUGCCAGAUGCAAAGUUAAAAACCUAUUUGUGUAAACUUAGUGAUGAGCUCACCAAAACUGGAGAUCUCGAUGGUAUUGUGUUGACAGGCUUGCUACAUAAUAAAGGCAUUGAGUUGCUUGGAAAUUUUGUUGAUCGAACUGCAGAUGUACAAACUGCUGCCAUAGCUGUCAUUUUUUCAAAGUCCAGUAAUCUUCUAAAUGAUGUUAGAGUGACAGAGUGGAUUGAUGUUUAUAGAGACUUACUUGACAGAUGGAGAUUCUGGUUUCAAAGGGCUCAAUUUGACAACAUCCGGCAGACACUCAUUCAAGAACGUGUUCCUCCACAAGUCCAUGUUGCCUGUAACUUUUGUGGGAAAUCAAUAUCUCCAAAUCUUUCAGUUAUGAAUCGUCUUUCAAUUAAAAUUCAGACUGUUUUUUCAUCUAGGGGACCAACUGUGAGACCCAAAAUAACCUGUUGCCCAAGUUGUAGGAAAGCUUUACCUCGUUGUGCUGUUUGUUUAGCUCACAUGGGAACAUCUUCAGCUAUAGGUUUGGAAUCAGGAAGCAAAGCCAAAUUGGUUCCAUUUCAAGAAUGGUUUUCUUGGUGUAUGACAUGUAGGCAUGGUGGCCAUGCUGGUCAUUUGAGAGAAUGGUUCAGUCAACAUGGUGAGUGUCCAGUUACAGGAUGUGUUUGUAAAUGUGCAAGUCUGGACUCUGUCAAUCGAUUAAAAGCCCAGCCUUUAAACAAAGGCAUUGAUGCUAUUUAACUGUUUAGCACUGACAAUGUGAUGGCUGUAAAGGACAAGGAAAAUGAAUGUUAGAAAAGUGUUCUAGUCCAAGUAAUGAAAUGUUGAAGAUAUUAUAUGGAAAUAACAAAUUAUGUAUGAAGUAUAUAGACUGUUGAUAAUAUUGUUUGUUUUUUUUUAUUUUGUGAAAAGAAUUUGAAUUAUGCAUUUUCUAUUGUAUAAAGUUUUUUUU
This is a messenger RNA of Biomphalaria glabrata, 2997 nucleotides long. RefSeq names its product GATOR complex protein MIOS-A-like. Lineage: Eukaryota; Metazoa; Mollusca; Gastropoda; Planorbidae. Bases 180 to 2786 code for a protein of 868 amino acids. The transcript has 27 exons. Gene Ontology annotation, biological process: positive regulation of TORC1 signaling; cellular response to amino acid starvation. Gene Ontology annotation, molecular function: protein binding. The record is from RefSeq and is a predicted model, not a curated record. Gene Ontology annotation, cellular component: cytoplasm.